This is a messenger RNA of Xyrauchen texanus (razorback sucker), 894 nucleotides long. RefSeq names its product leucine rich repeat containing 74B (gene lrrc74b). Lineage: Eukaryota; Metazoa; Chordata; Actinopteri; Cypriniformes; Catostomidae. Gene Ontology annotation, molecular function: protein binding. The record is from RefSeq and is a predicted model, not a curated record.
AUGGUUGUGGUCAAAAAAGUUGCACAAGAAAGUAUCCUACCAUCAGUGUGUGAAGAUGAAGGUGAAAAAGAAGAGGAGACCCAGAAGUCUAUACAGCAGAGGGGCACCAAAGCUCUGGCGGUUGCCUUGGAAACCAAGACGUCCAUCCUGAAGCUGAGUCUGGGAGAUAAUUCCAUGGAAGGAAAGGCCAGGGCUGCCAAUGCUAGCAUGCUCAAAGCGAAUUGUUACAUCACAGAUAUGUAUCUGUCAGAAAACUGGAUGGGUGAGGAUGGAUCCAGGGCAUUGGCCGGCAUGCUGCUGGAUAACACUGUCCUGCUUUCACUCAACCUCUCAGGGAACCAUCUGGAUGAGAGUGCGGCCAGUCACCUGGCACCAGCUCUGAAUGGCAACCAGAAGCUUUAACACCUCGACCUCAGCCACAACAAAUUCGGAGAAAUGGCAGGAAAAAUCCUGGGUGCUGCUAUUGCCAAGAACACACCAAUGAAGUCACUCAAUCUGGCUUGGAAUUGCAGUCGAGGAAAAGGAGCCAUUGCAUUUGCUAAAGGCCUUUGGGGAAACAUCUUCUUGUGGACCCUGGAAUUGUCAUACAACAGCCUGGGCAAAGAGGAAGCCAUCACUCUAGAGGAAGUACUCAAACACAACAACACACUUGAGGAUCUGAAUAUUGGCAAUAAUGGCAUACCUCUUGAAGGUGCCAUGCAUUUUGCGCUGGGCCUCAAAGUGAACACAACUCUACGAAUUCUCAAAAUGUCUCGGAAUCCGAUGCAGUCAGCAGGGUGCUUCGCCAUUCUAAAAUCAGUAAAGUACAACCCAGAAUAUGCAAUAGAGUUCUUGGACUUCUCUGACAUUAUUGUGGACUUCCAAACAUUCAAGUGGAAAAUGGUGGGAAAAUAA